This is a messenger RNA of Malassezia japonica, 462 nucleotides long. It is a transcript of the gene RPL24, whose product is annotated as 60S ribosomal protein L24. The transcript has 3 exons. Bases 1 to 462 code for a protein of 153 amino acids. The record is from RefSeq and is a predicted model, not a curated record. Gene Ontology annotation, cellular component: cytosolic large ribosomal subunit. Gene Ontology annotation, molecular function: structural constituent of ribosome; mRNA binding. Gene Ontology annotation, biological process: cytoplasmic translation. NCBI's taxonomy places the organism in Eukaryota, Fungi, Basidiomycota, Malasseziomycetes, Malasseziales, Malasseziaceae.
AUGAAGGUCGAGAUUGACUCGUUCAGCAACAAGAAGAUCUACCCGGGUCGUGGCCGUCUCUACGUCCGUGGUGACAGCAAGGUGUUCCGCUUCGGCACUCACAAGUCGGAGUCGCUCUUCCACCAGCGCAAGAACCCCCGUAAGAUCGCCUGGACUGUGCUGUACCGCCGCAUGCACAAGAAGGGUGUCUCGGAGGACGCUUCGAAGCGCCGCACUCGCCGCACCGUGAAGCACCAGCGUGGUGUUGUCGGUGCGUCGAUCGACGCCAUCAACGCCCGCCGCAACCAGAAGCCCGAGGUGCGUGCCGCCACCCGCAAGGAGGACCUCGCCAAGAGCAAGGAGGACAAGAAGACUCGCAAGGCCGAGCGCAAGGCCAACCGUGCCUCGGUCGCCUCGACCGGUCCCCAGAUCUCCCGCCAGCAGGCCAAGGGCGGUGCCGCGCGGGGUGGUAUGAAGGCUUAA